This is a messenger RNA of Loxodonta africana (African savanna elephant), 4853 nucleotides long. It is a transcript of the gene FRMD6, whose product is annotated as FERM domain containing 6. The record is from RefSeq and is a predicted model, not a curated record. The transcript has 14 exons. NCBI's taxonomy places the organism in Eukaryota, Metazoa, Chordata, Mammalia, Proboscidea, Elephantidae. Bases 254 to 2122 code for a protein of 622 amino acids. Gene Ontology annotation, cellular component: cytoskeleton; cytoplasmic side of apical plasma membrane. Gene Ontology annotation, biological process: positive regulation of hippo signaling.
GCUGCCUCGGCGGAGGGGCUGAGAGGAGCAGGGCAGGCGCGGCGCCGGCAGGAAGGGACCGAGAGCUGACGGGAGUCCGGCGCUUGGUGCCCCAGACUUUCUCCGAGCUAUGAAACCUACACAGUCGAACACCAUGAUGCUUCUCCAGUACAGCAUGUGAUGAAGAGGAGAGUUUGGCUUCGGAGUGCUCAGAAGCUGAGCAAUUACCGAGGACUCGGAGCUCCACCCUGACCACUAGAGAGCCCAUAACACAAUGAACAAAUUGAACUUCCAUAACAACCGAGUCAUGCAGGACCGCCGGAGUGUGUGUAUUUUCCUUCCCAAUGAUGAAUCUCUGAAUAUCAUCAUAAAUGUUAAAAUUCUAUGUCAUCAGUUGCUGGUCCAGGUGUGUGACCUGCUCAGGCUAAAGGACUGUCACCUUUUUGGACUCAGUGUCAUACAAAAUAAUGAACAUGUAUAUAUGGAGUUGUCACAAAAGCUUUAUAAAUAUUGUCCAAAAGAAUGGAAGAAAGAGGCCAGCAAGGUACGCCAAUACGAAGUCACUUGGGGUAUUGACCAGUUUGGACCUCCUAUGAUCAUCCACUUUCGCGUACAGUACUAUGUGGAAAAUGGCAGAUUGAUCAGUGACAGAGCAGCAAGAUACUAUUAUUACUGGCACCUGAGAAAACAAGUUCUUCAUUCUCAGUGUGUGCUCCGAGAGGAGGCCUACUUCCUGCUGGCAGCCUUUGCCCUGCAGGCUGAUCUUGGGAACUUCAAAAGGAAUAAGCACUAUGGAAAAUACUUUGAGCCAGAGGCUUACUUCCCAUCUUGGGUUGUUUCCAAGAGGGGGAAGGACUACAUCCUGAAGCACAUUCCAAACAUGCACAAAGAUCAGUUUGCACUGACAGCUUCUGAGGCCCAUCUUAAAUAUAUCAAAGAGGCUGUUCGGCUGGAUGAUGUCGCCGUUCAUUACUACAGAUUAUAUAAGGAUAAAAGAGAAAUUGAAGCUUCACUGACCCUUGGAUUGACAAUGAGGGGAAUACAGAUUUUUCAGAAUUUAGAUGAAGAAAAACAAUUACUUUAUGAUUUCCCUUGGACAAAUGUUGGAAAGUUGGUGUUUGUGGGUAAGAAAUUUGAGAUUUUGCCUGAUGGCUUGCCCUCAGCCAGGAAGCUCAUCUACUACACAGGGUGCCCCAUGCGCUCCAGACACCUCCUGCAACUCCUGAGCAACAGCCACCGCCUCUACAUGAACCUGCAACCUGUCCUGCGCCAUAUUCGGAAGCUGGAGGAAAAUGAAGAGAAGAAGCAGUACCGAGAAUCUUACAUCAGCGACAACCUGGACCUUGAUAUGGACCAACUGGAAAAGCGAUCGCGGGCCAGCGGGAGCAGCGCAGGCAGCAUGAAGCACAAGCGCCUAUCUCGUCAUUCCACCACCAGCCACAGCAGUUCCCACACCUCUGGCAUUGAGGCAGACACCAAGCCCCGGGACACUGGGCCUGAGGAUAGCUACUCAGGCAGCGCCAUCCACCGCAAGCUGAAAACCUGCAGCUCCAUGACCAGCCAUGGCAGCUCCCACACCUCAGGGGUGGAAAGUGGCGGCAAGGACCGACUGGAGGAGGACUCGCAAGAUGAUGAAAUAGAGAUGUUGGUUGAUGACCCCAGAGACCUGGAGCAGAUGAAUGAAGAGUCCCUGGAAGUCAGCCCAGACAUGUGCAUCUACAUCACGGAGGACAUGCUUGUGUCACGGAAGCUGAAUGGACACUCUGGAUUAAUUGUAAAAGAAAUCGGUUCUUCCACCUCCAGCUCCUCAGAAACAGUGGUCAAACUUCGUGGCCAGAGUACCGAUUCUCUUCCACAGACUAUAUGUCGAAAACCAAAGACCUCCACUGAUCGACACAGCUUGAGCCUUGAUGACAUCAGACUUUACCAAAAAGACUUCUUGCGCAUUGCAGGUCUGUGUCAGGACGGUGCUCAGAGUUUCACUUUUGGAUGUGGCCAUGAACUGGACGAGGAAGGCCUCUACUGCAACAGCUGCUUGGCUCAACAGUGCAUCAACAUCCAAGACAAUUUUCCAGUCAAAAGAACCAGCAAAUACUUCUCUCUGGAUCUCACUCAUGAUGAAGUUCCAGAGUUUGUUGUAUAAAGUCCUUCGUGUGCAGCUGUACAGGCACCCUGCUGUUUCCUAGAGGCUGUAUAAGCCAUGGGUUCUUUCUUUAACUAUUACUCAUGCCAUAUUUUCUUCAUCCCAAACAUAGCUCUGUCUUUAUAUUUGUGAUGGAAAUAAAAGCCUUGGGACAUUGCACUUUAAGUAUUAUGCGCAGGUAAAACAACUACAGAGAAUGUACAGCUACACAUGCACUCUACAGAGUUUACCAGGCCUUCAGAAUUUUGGAUGGUGGUGUGUGUUUGUUCAUUUGUUUUUUUUUUUUUUCCAGAUCACUUAUGCCUAACAUCACAUUGUUUAUCAUGUGAAAGAUGUUUUAGAUUUAUUUGUUUGCUUUUAAGUUUGUUUUUUUUUUUAACCACUCCCUCAUGAAAUGCUUAUGGUUUGAGGGAGGAGAGGUAAGGGUUUCUCUUCUUUGAACAGAGAGAACACUGCCUAGUUAUAUAGCCAUUGCUGCCUCACUGAGGCUGCCCCAAAGUGAACACUGAUGAAGUGGUCAAAAUCAUGUGGUUCUAGAAAGCCAAAGAUAGGUACAUACAACAAGCUCCAGUCCAGAGUCAAGAAGAUGCGAAUUAAGCAAUAACCAGAAGACUAUGCGUGCUGUGAUGCCUUGUGACUCCUUCACACCUGAUCAGUGCCAUGUAUCCACUUUGCUCUUCCAGAAAGCUCUAGGACUGAGUUGAGUUCCUCAUCCAAGUAACAGAUCAGCUGUGGUCACGUCAUAAUUCAUUUUGUGGAGUUUACAAAACUGGCUUAUGUUAAAGCUAUGGCGAUGUAUUAGAAGAUGUUUCUGCUUACUGGUGAUUUUUUGUUUUGUUUUUUAUCAGUAACAAAUGAUGGUGAUGCUAGUUUCUGCUCAACCAAAGUACCCUAACUAUAUGCAUAUGUUAUACAUAUAUAAAUACAUAGAUCACUUGUGUUUAUAUGUGUUAGGAGCUUACUCUCUUCAUUUUCGCUUAUGUGACUGCCUUGUAUACAUGGUCUCCCUUGUUUAAUACUUAGGAUACAUCAUGGAAUGAAUGAUGCAAUACCUACGAUACCUAUAGACAAUCAGCUGAUAUGUGUGGGGUUAAGAACAACGGUUUUCUCAUUUGUCCUUUGCUGUGAGUCACAAUGCUGACUGCAUAAUAGAAUUACUUGAGGAGCUUUUAAAAAAAUACCAAUGCCCAGGUCCCACCCCAGACCAUUUAAAUCAGCCUCUGGUGGUGAGACCCAGAUGGAAUUGACUUUCCUUUUAAAGUUCUUCAAAUGGAUCUACUAUGUAACAGGAUUGAAAAUCAGUGAUCCAGAAGGUGGUUUUUUUGUUUUGUUUUUAAUUUUGAAGUAGACAUAUACAGGAAAUGUUAAUAUAUCAGAAAGGGCCAUUUUUAAGUCAGUUACUGCUGUGCUGCUGUUAAUGAUAUAUAAUGAAAUUAAGACGGGAAAGUGGGCUUACUAACCUUUGGAUGUAAGUAAAAAUGUACUUCAUUCACACUUCAGGAGAGAACUUCAUAGCACAAUGUCUUUCUAUGAAAUGUUUUUAAUGAUUUAGUAUUUUACAUUUGUUUACCAUAUUUUGAUACACCAUUUUUUCUAUCUGCCAGGUUUUAUUAAAAAAUAUUAUUUUCUAAAGAAACAGUCAUAUUUUUAUACAAAUUUAUGUUUUCAGGUAGCAAAGACAUAGAUUUAGGGUACAGCAGAACAUAAGCAGUGUUACCUGUGGAUGGGAGUCAGUAUUAUAGCACAAAGGGUGAGCGCGGAAGGUACUCCACCUGUGCCACACCUCUUUGCCUGCACGCGAUGUGACAGGUCAGUGUGUACGCAGUGUAUCCUCUUCAGAUUAGCUUAGCCUGAUGCUUUAAAAAGGAGAGAAAAAGGUUCUGUAGAGUUCUGUAGUCAUGAAACUGUUUUCCUUCUAUCAAAUGCUUUAAAAGAACCAAAGUUUCAGAUGUCAGAAUGUAUAAAAGUAUGUCAGUCUCUGUAUAAAAGGGUAAAAAUAUAAAAGGAUUAUCUAAUGACUAUUUUACUUAUAAGUCAUUAGACAAUCCACUUCUUAUAGAUGCUUAAAUGACAAUUCCUGGUAAAGUUUGAAUUCUAAAGGGCCCAGGUCGUGAUAAUGGUGCAUUUCUUUAGCUCUUAGCUUUUCUUGCAGACAUAGGGGAAAACCAUGUUUAAUUAAGCAAGUAGGGCUUUAUACUUUAUUUUCUCUCUGCUUCAGCCAGAAUCAGGCCUUCAGGGUUUCACCAGCAUUGGUGGUUUUGCUCACCUGGUUUCUAAUUGGUUGUAUGAAUAGUUUUGUGGGUUUUCAAAAUGAACCAUGCUGUAAGGGACAGUUUUGCUUUUUGAUCCACUGUUUGCAGCAGAAUUAUAUAUAUAUGUAUAUGAAAAUCCAUUUUGAAUAAUUACAUUUUUGUAUUUGGAAGUUGUUUUAAAAAAUAAAAAAGAAAAAGAAAAAUAUGAAGCUGUUAUUUAUUCUGCCUUUGUUACAUACCCAUUGCUAGCCAGUAUACCAGUUUGGUAUAUAUUGCUUCUACACUUCUACAUUUGUAUUUGCAACAGUGAGCUUUAUAUCUACAUAAACUGUAAAUAAUCCUUUCUGUGAAAGGAUCGUCAUGUCAGGAUACCAAACAUGUUAAAAAAAAAAAAAAAAAACCUGCAUUAUUUUGUAAUAUUUCUGAUAGGUAUUUCGUGGUAAGACUAGUAGUCAAUAAAGUUACUUUUUGUCUUUAAA